This is a messenger RNA of Neolamprologus brichardi, 4035 nucleotides long. It is a transcript of the gene proser3, whose product is annotated as proline and serine rich 3. The record is from RefSeq and is a predicted model, not a curated record. NCBI's taxonomy places the organism in Eukaryota, Metazoa, Chordata, Actinopteri, Cichliformes, Cichlidae.
UGUGUAGUACCGUUUACAACCAGUUAGCUGCAUUAGCCUUAACCACUGGUUAACAGUUAAGCUAUAUAACGUUAUUUACGUUUAGCUAUUAAAACCAUUAAGCAAAUAACGGUUAUCCCUAUCGACUUCCAUAUAGUUAAUAGAAAGAUACAGCACAAUAGUCGUUUAUGAUUUAUACCAAGGUUUGUGGAGUGAUGGCCAAACUACUGUUGCUAACUUAGCUUAUUUUUGACAAACGCAUAACCUUACUAGACUUUCCUCUUCCGCGCGCUGCCAAUUUCCUAUUAGCUGAUUGGUGCCUGUGCAAACAGGGCCGCCUAUAUGAUUGGUCAAAUGUUAUAUCAAUCAUUUUUAAUUCGUUCCCUAUUGGCUGUAUGUCGUGUAGUAAAUAACGUUCGGGAUACACAACAAAAGCUCUCUUCCACUGUCAUCGAGAAUGUGGUGGGUUUGUAAAAUAAACGCGAAGUUACUAUGUUUUUAGUCAGAACGUUAAAUUUGAAUGAUAAAUAGAUGUUCAUAGAGCAUAACGCAGAAGCGUAAUUUAUAUUCUUAAAGGGAAUUUCUGGCAUUUGAAGUAACUUUGUGUGUAGACAAGUAAACUCGGAAGAGUUUAGUAAUGGGGCCGUCGUCUUUUUGUUAGCUAAGUAAUCCACUCAGAUUAACACGUCAGUCUAGAUAUGAUUUGGGGUGCACGAGGUAAACCAAGCCCACGUUGAAACUGUGUGCGCUUUCUUGUGGUCGUUGAUGUCUCAUCGGUCACCUCCAAAGGUUGCUAUGAAUUCCAGUGGACCUGUGCUCACAAAGCAGAAUCCCUUCCCACCAGCACCGAAAGUGAGGACGGCACACUACCACCCAUCCAGCAACCAACCCCUUUCAAAGAAAGAGAAAAAAACUACACGAAGUCCUGUACGUUUAAACCAGCGAUCCAGAACAAAGUUACAUAAUCUAAACCAAGAGAGCCAGCAGCUGUCUAAGAAGCAUGACCGUUUUUCCUCCAUUGAUGGACAACCUGUUCUUAAAGAGUCCCAGGCCUCCACUGUCUUUGAAUUCUGUCCUGAUAGAAAUACUGCCUCAUCUGACAUGGACGAACCCAAACAAUCUGGAAAAAUGGGGAAUUCCAGUGUUUCCCAAGUUCAAGGAUGCCAGGAGGAUUCUUUGCUGGCAAAAUAUGUAGAGCGUUUUCGCCAUGGUCGGCCACAGAGUCGAGAGGAGCGCCAUCAGGUGGCUUCUGCAAGUGGAGAAGAGCAGGCACCUUUUUGGUGGAUGUCACAUUCAUCUCUCAGCAGUUCAACACCAACUAAAACAGCAGACGAAGAUGUUAUCCAACUUCUGAAAGAGGACCAGGAUGCUGCUCUUUAUGAUCCAUCUGCACAGCGUGACCAUAACAGAUCCCCUUCUCCCUACAGAGGAUCCAAUAGUCUUUUGUCCGACACAUCCCAGGGUGAUUUUGAUGACAGGGAGAUCCUGCACCUUCAAGAAAAGGCCAGCAGACUUCUUCUGAGGGGUGAAUGUUCUGUGAGUGAUGGAUCUGUCCCUGUCAGCUCAGAGGGGCUGGGAUGCUCAGAUUUCUCCUCUCCCAUCAGUAUAGAUGAGCCAGUGAAGCAACCUUUGAUUCCCAGUUUAUUCAAAAAUACUACUGCAAAGGCCAGCUCAGACUCAGCUCAUGGUGUGUCCUUCCAAAAAUCUGUCAUGCCUUCUUUGGUGCCUCCUACCCGUCCAGAGGAAGACAUAUUGUUCCAGUGGCGUUUAAGGAGGAAAAUGGAGCAAGCCAGAGAGAGGCCCCUGUCUGUGCAAGCCUCCAGUCCUCAUGCAUUUGGUUGGCAGUCCACGAGGUUAAGCUAUUCCUCCAUCAGUGAACAAGCUUACAAGGAACAGCAGGGUACCCAACCCCCUCAAUUCUCACAAAGAGAUACUCAUUCACACAUCACUGCUGCCCAGCCAGAAACCACUGAGGCCCAGAGGUUCUGUCCCCCAGCUCCAGGCCCUUCGCUAUUCCCCACCAUCAAUGUUUCUGGUUCAGUCCCUCAGCCGCAGAGCAUUGCCCAUGUUCCUUCCCACAUGCAUUUUCUCUGUGACGUCUUGCCAUGUCCCAUCCAGUCAUCUCAUGCCAAAGUGCACCAGAGCAUUUCACAAAGGUUAGAUGAGUCACAAACCAAAGUUCUUCACAAAAAGACCCAAGUCCCUGAAAGCCUUGGAGAAUUAACUCUUUGUGAACGCAUGUCACUCACUCUACCUGCGCCAUCUGAGAGAGAGUGGCCUGAUCACCAAAAAAUGUCUGAGAAGAACAAGAAAAAGAAAAUGGGGAUGAAGCAAUCAGAGGUAAAUGGGAAGGAGGAAGCAGCACUUGCUAGAAAGCAAAAGAAAUCAGCAAGGAAUUCAUUACAUCAAAAGCUUCCCAAAAAGGUCACAUCAUGUAAAGAGCAGCAGCAACCAGAGAGAAGACAGGAGCUUCCCAGUGAAAGCUGUGCUGGUGAUCAUGAACCACCACCAUCUCCUGUCCGCAAUGCAUUAGGACAGGUAGUUUCAGAGGUACUGUUUCCUACGGUGGAUUCCUCUUCUCCAAAAAAGAUUCCUGUUUCAUCUGAUUCUCCUUCCUGCACCGUCUCUGCACCUUCACCACCGCCAAUUCCUCCAAGCAAUGCGCUGAACUCUAUGGAGGUCAUUUCACAGCUGCUGCAAGAGGCCGAAGAUUCGGAUGAAGAAGAGUUUGGAGAUGAUCCUUUGUUACAAGUUCUUCGCAAACAGAGAAAAUGGGUGAAGGAGCAGAUCAGUGAGGUGGACUCCAUCUUAAAUGAAUUCGUGGAAGAACAACAAGUUACUUGAAGAACAUCAAGAGACAGUUUGUGUAGUCACAUUUAUUUAUUUUUUUAUUUUAUAAAGAAAUAAAGUUAAUUUAUAUUUUUGAGGACAUUUUUCUACAAUAAAGGUUGGAGAUGUGUCUCAGUGGAUUAUUAUUCACAACACUGUGCAUGUACAAAAGUUGCACACAAAAAGCAGGAGUUGGAAAUGCUAACAGAGAAUAUUUACAAAGUAGAGUGGUUACUUGAAACAUUAUGUAACAUUGAGUACUAGCAGAGCAGUAUAUACAAACCUUGGAGUGCAGGGAACAUUAGAACCGUGCCAGGAACAGAGCAGAUGUGUGUUUUGGCAUAUACCAAGUUCUGCUGGGAGUGCAGAAGCUUGAAGUUAUUGCCGUUUUUGUCAGUGACCAUAAAGGCUUCCGCUGAUUUAUUUUUGUGUACGGUAAGGAUGGCAGAGGUUUUAGUGUCGCCUGUUAGUGCAAUUUAAGUAAGAGGUGUGUAGCUCUGAGUGUGCAGCAUAGGUGCAGAUAUGAUAAGGAUCCCAUCUGGAGAGACCGCCGACUCCAAAGCCAUGGUGUCCACUCCUUUUGGAAUGCGGUAGCGACGGUUAAACUGCCGUGUUGUAAAUCCAGGACCGUCCUUCUAACAUAAAAGAGAUGAAAAGUGAGACGUGUAACACAAAAAUGGAGAAAAAAUAUCCAUGUACCUCAGCAUACCAACCUUUCUCUCUUCAUGCUUUCCUUGCACUUCUACAAAGUCUCCUAUGACUUUGACGAUCAGGUCCUCUGGGUUGAAAUGUUUCACAUCAACUUGAACUGUAAAUCCGCUGUCAUCACAGGUCACCUAACAACAGGAGUCAACACUUCUGCAUGAUUAAACAAGACAUAAAGUUCUUUACAGCAGCCUGCACUCAGUAGAUAUCCUUAACCAUAUUUCAGUGUGGGGAAACUGAAAACAGCUUUUCAAUAAGAUGUGGAUCUGACUGAAAGCUCAGAAAAAUGUAAAGGACUCCUUUUUUUCCUUUUACUUUAAGCCAGGGGUUGUCAAACAUGUCCAGGGGCCAGAAUUGGCCUGACAAAGACUCCAGUCUGAUCCGCUGAACUUCUUUUGAAAAUGUGGAGGGGAUACUUUUUACCUGUAUUUUUGGUGGUUUAACAGCUUUUACUCCUGAUAAAUACCUCCCUCAUGGCCAUUAUUUCUGCACUAAAGUAUUAAAAAUAAAUAAAUCUGUGAA